Molecule: messenger RNA, 3356 nt
Organism: Rhodamnia argentea
Lineage: Eukaryota; Viridiplantae; Streptophyta; Magnoliopsida; Myrtales; Myrtaceae
Exons: 6
Coding region: 914-2980 (688 amino acids)
Molecular function (GO): chromatin binding
Source: RefSeq, a predicted model, not a curated record
CUCUCUCUCUCCCUCCCUUCCUCCCUCCCUCCUCUCUCUAACCAUCUCCGUUUCACUUGCCUUUGGCUGCUCUUGGAGCACACCGCAGUGUGAACGCAGCCUCCCGUUUGACCUUCCGAUUUAACCCUCCAGAAACCCUAAUCAUGGCAGUCCCUCAGCUGUUUCGAGCUCCGCAGUUCGCUCUUCGGUGGCCUAAGCCCCUACCGGCGUUUUGGGCCGAGAUGCGGGCUUCGCUUCCUUGGUGAUUGCCAGUGUUGGCUCGCCGUAGGCUGCAUCGGCGUGGCUCGAGGGUUCUUGCGAGCCGAGUGAACCUUUUUUUGACGAGGGGUUCUUCUGAUCUGGUCGCCGAUCGUUGGGGGGCGUAGCUUCGGGCGAGGUUCGGUUGAUCUGUUCGUAAUACAGGUUUUGUGUUAGGUGGGGCUCUUUUGGGGUUGGAGUUGAGAAUUGCUCUCUGUAGGCCUUCGUUUACGCCUGGCGGUGGUGAUUUUUGCUUCGUGACAGCUUCUGAGAGCUUUUCUGAGCAGGAAUUGUUCGUCCGUGAAAAGGCUGAAAGUCGGUUGCUUUGACCUCUUCCCACUUUGAUCGCCCCACCAUAAGCUGUGUAAUUGGCGCUUGAUCUGCUUUUUGUACCUCAUCUGCAGAACUCCUCUAGAUUCCGUACCCUUCCUUCUUAAGUUUUGCGAAUUCUUGGGUCUGAGAUAGAAUUGGCGUUCGCAGUAUUGAGUUAUGUCACGGGAAAAAAUUAGUUGCUAGUUUCUCGUUUUCUAUAAUUGUAUUAUCAUAGUCCUCACUGUUGGCUAGUCAUUUUGAAGAGUUUUCACUUUCUGGAGGCCAGAUUUCCUUUUCAGUUGUGUAGUGAGUAUUUAAAGUAGGUUUUGGUGUUGUUGAAACUGCAUCGGUGGUUUUAGUGAAAAUGUCCGGAGAAGGGUGUUGUUUUGUUGAGUGGAAAGAGCAAUUUGUCUCCUUAGAGCGUGGCAACCGUGUGGUUCACUAUUUCUUUAAGGGUUCUGCUGGGGAGACAAUCCUUGCUGUCGUUGGCACAGAGAGGAGUGUCAGGCAUAUGUUCUAUGUUGUUGCUGACGAGUUUGUGCAAGCUUUUGGCAGUCAAAGUUCAAUACAUGCCGGCUUCAAGUGGAGAUCGAGAAGAGAAGUUGUUGAUUGGCUGACAUCUAUGAUAUCAAAACACCGUGAAUCACCAAAACUCCAAAAGUCACAUGCUCUGAGAAAUUUUGAGUUUCCUCUGAAGAGGUCACUAGCUCAGGUAUCAGAUUGCCAGGGUCGUCUGGCAAGCAUACUUGGUGGGCAUACCUCAGAAAUUGUGUGGUCAGGUACUGCAUGGACAUGUGGUAAACAACUGAAGCAUUACCCAUCCUUCUGCCGGAACGGGAUUACAAUAGCUAUUCAUUCGUUUGUAUUUGUCAUGGGCAAGGGAGAGACUCGCUAUCUUGCUUAUUUGGAAGACAUGUAUGAAGACAGAAGGGGACAGAAAAAGGUCAAAAUAAGGUGGCUUCACUACAGUGAUGAAGUCAAGGGUGUAACACCUAUACGAAAUCCUCAUCCCAAGGAAGUUUUCAUUACGCCUUAUGCACAGGUCGUCAGUGCCGAAUGUGUUGAUGGUCCUGCUACAGUACUGACACGCGAACAUUACACUAAGUGUUUGGCUUCUGUUCCUCAUGCGUUAUCAUCCAAAAUAUACCUAUGUUUCAGACAAUUCAGAAAUAACAAAGUGAAGUCAUUUGAGCUUAGCAAAUUGAGGGGCUAUUUCGAUCAGCCCAUUCUCUCUUGUUUCCUUGCCAGCCCCUUGCAACAGCCAGACACAGCAUGGAAUGGUCUGACUGGGGAGGAAGACGAAGAUUUAACCUCAGGUCCUGAUGUUAAGGUGGGUGGUAAGAGGACAAGAAGUUGCAGAGGCUACAAGAGGUGCGUUACAGCUUAUUCUGGAGUAAAAAGAUCUGGAGGAGAUUUUGCCAAUCUGACAUACGAACCUGCAAAUAAGAAAUUAAAUGAUGGUUUGUUGGCUUGGAGGUUGCUAUCUCUUAAGCAUGUUAACUCUCAGCCUCGAUUUUCUCCACGAUUUAAAGUUGGUGAAAAGAUCGAAUUGCUAUGCCAAGAUAGUGGCAUCCGAGGCUGCUGGUUCAGGUGUACUAUUUUGCAGGUGACCAGAAAGAAGUUGAAAGUCUGUUAUGAUGACUUGAAGGAUGACAAUGGAAGUGCCCAUCUUGAGGAGUGGAUACCUGCCGUCAAAUAUGCUGCUCCUGAUAAGCUUGGGAUGAGGGUUUCAAGCCGCCUAACAAUCCGGCCUAUUCCAUCUUCUGUUGAUCAAAGCAAACCACCUCUUGAUGUUGGAGUGGCGGUGGAUGCAUGGUGGAGUGAUGGCUGGUGGGAAGGGGUUGUAAUAGGGGUCAAUGACAGUGAAGAUGAUAAUCUAAAAAUUUAUUUUCCUGGUGAAAACUUAUUCAUGAGCAUGCAAAUGAAGGAUUUGCGGAUUUCUAGAGAUUGGGUGGGGGACAGAUGGAUUGAUAUCAAGGCUAAGCCGGAUAUUCUUUCGGCCAUGACUUCUGCUGUUGCCCUGGAUUCUAAGCAUUCAGUGUCAUCAACUAUGAUCAAAGAAGUCAAGAGUGAUGAUGUUACUGCGUCAGAUGCAGACACAACUACUGCCAUUGAAGUCAUUUGUGAUGAAGGGAAGCUCAACUGUGCCACAACCCGUUCUAAUGGCCUUGCAGAAGAUGUUGACCCUGCUGAUGAUAAGAAUCUGUCACCAUUAAUACACGAACGCAAUGAAGAUGAUGAUUACUACAAAAUUAAUGACAUUCGCAAUCACGAAGGUGACAUUGGAGGUAGUGAUGAUGAUGAUGACAUUGACGAUGAUGAUGUAGAAGAUGAAGUGCAAAGCGAUGAUGACAAUGCCCUAGAUAUGGAUGCAUCAGAAGCUUCUGCACAAAAUUGUAAACUGAUGGAGAUUAUGGAAGUGGUAGCAUGACACGAGAUGCCGUUUCAUAGGAGAAUAGUGGAGCUCUCCAUUUGGUGUAGGAAAGAUUUGGCAGUAGCUGUGUCAUUUGCGUAAAAGUCAUGGAAUCAUUAUGUCCAAGUCUUGUAAAUAUUAACAGUUGUCUCAAUCCGCCGCUCUAGCUGUAUGUAUUGUAGUGGGUUUAGGAUUACCAAGGUCUCAGCUUCAACUAAUUGUUUCGAAGUCCGGAUAUAGAAGCUUGGCAUAUGGUCCUUUUCUGUAGAGGGGCUUUGAAAUGUAUCGUGCGGGUGUAUCCACGAUUAUUAAGCCUGUUCUUCUGUUAGCGCCGGAUCGCAAUGUGUGAUGACCUAUAUUGUGCACCAGAAGUUGUUUCCUCUUUGAUCUUCAA